AUGUCUACAUCUUCAACCCCAAAUCUCGACCAUGUCGAUAACACCACACAUGGACCUAUCCGACCAGCUACAUCCGAUGGACCUGAUUCAGAACGUUCUGUGGACGAGCUCCCGGUCUCGGACCCCUCACACCCGGAUUACCCUCCGCUUCGUCACACCCCGGAUUACUCUCCACAGCCUCAUGUGAGCCUCGCAAGUGCAGACGCAGAUCAAUCUGUGCUUCGGCAAGCGCAUUCGUCUGUCGUAGUGCCUGCUGGUCAGAUACAUGGCGAUACUGCACCGCAGACGGCAGACUACAACAUAAUCAAAUUGAAUCCCCCUAAGGAAGCCGACAACGUCGAGGAAGCCCUAAAGCCCGACAACUCUGAUGACGCGGAUGAAGACGCCGACUGGGAUAAGAGUUCUCCAGCUGGCAUCCCACGGCUGGCUGAAUACAUGGCUCGCGUGCCUGAGCGGGCUAUUUUCCGUACCUUCCGAACGCUCGGCGUGCAGAAUCUCCUCUUCAUGCAAUCAGAGAUCGACUAUCUUGAGUGGAAGCUUCGUAAUGUGAUGACCAAUUUCAGAGAGGGAAAAGGUGGCAUCACCAAAAAAUAUGCCACAGAUUGGGCUUGGAAUACAAUGGAGGAUUCCGCCGAACCACAGCCCAAGCAGUAUCAUAUCAUCAUGCAGAUUCGUGAGAAGCUUGAGAAAUACGAAGAAGCACUUCUGCGACAACAUAUGCUCGCCAAGAUCGCAGUGCCCGAUCAUUUUGAUCUCGACCAGAUUAAAUCCUACAACGUGUCUCGCGCUACACGCGAUAACUGGAUUUUUCACCACAAACCUCUUUAUGGCCUUCCUGAAGACUGUGUCAAAUAUGAUCGGUUCCAUGGACAUGUAGCUACGGACCUGAUCUCACUCAAGUCCCGCGAAUUCAGCGACUACUUUACUUUGUGGGUCUGCGAGCGGUCACUUACCAUAAUCAGAAUUUUUGGGAGAUUCUUGGAAAAGUCUAAGUUUGGUGGCAGUCCAGUAAUUUACGACAGCACUCUCAGAGAGUGCACCCAUGUCUUCACGGCAGUGCUUGCGAGUCUAGUGCCUGUCGCUGUUGCAUACAUCUCUCAGCAGGAAAGAGAUAUGUCCCAAAUUGUGGUCAUGGCGUCGACAAACCUUCUGUUAUCGGGCUGUAUGGUCUACUUUGCGGACGCGGGAAAAGUGUAUCUCUUCCUCGCUGGUAUCUUGUAA
Alternaria hordeiaustralica is the source of this 1221-nucleotide messenger RNA. RefSeq lists its product as uncharacterized. The record is from RefSeq and is a predicted model, not a curated record. The transcript is spliced from 2 exons. The coding region runs from base 1 to 1221 and encodes 406 amino acids. Lineage: Eukaryota; Fungi; Ascomycota; Dothideomycetes; Pleosporales; Pleosporaceae.